AUGAAUCUUACUCUAUCAUGGCGCCAAGCCGCCGUGGCAGUCCUGCUAUUCAAUGCGGCGGUGACUGCCAGCUACGAGACUCGCCAGGAUGCAGAGGUGUCCGAGGACCCAAAGCGGUCUUUGGACAGCUCCUCGAUCAAAGCACGAAACCUCGACAUCAGAAACUUCGUCCAGAGGAUGGACGUGGCCAGCGUCUUGUCUGCUCUUGGUGCCGACAACGGCAAAGCUCAAGACGAUGCAACCCCGGAGGCUGCCCCGUUAGCUGCUGAGGGUGCUCCAGCUGCUUCACAGGCUUCUGGUGCAGCAGCCCCUCCUCCGCCACCGUCUAACGGAGAAGCACCGCCUCCACCGGACCCGAACGCUGCUCCUCCGCCUCCGCCAACCAACGGAGAAGCGCCGCCGCCUUCUCCUGACCCGAAUGCCGCUCCACCGCCACCUCCCGAUGGUGCGCCUCCUCCGCCGCCGCCGAACGGCGAGGAACCGCCGCCUCCCCCUGAUCCGAACGCUGCUCCUCCGCCUCCGCCACCCAACGGAGAAGCGCCGCCGCCUCCUCCUGAAGGAGGUCCCCCUCCUCCCGAUCCCAACGCUCCCCCUCCGCCUCCACCUGCGGGUAAUGGAACCGAUCCCGCAGGCAAAAAGGCAAAGAAGGGCAAGGACGACGCGAAGAAGGCCAAGGGCGAUGCGAAGAAGAAGGCCGAGGGUGAACGCGGGGCUGCCGGCCCGGGUGCUGCGGCCGCCAACGGCACGGAACCCGUGGGACCUGAUGGCAAGGCGAAAGGGAAAAAGGGUAAAGAUGCCAAAAAGGAUGCCAAGGGGAAGGGGGCUCUUCCGGGAGCAGCCGUCAAUGGCACCGAGGUCGGGCCCGAUGGAAAAGCCAAGGGCAAGGCGGCCAAGGAUGCGAAAGGAAAAGACGCCAAGGGCAAGGCUGCCCCUCCCGGAGCAGCCGCGAACGGUACCGAGGCAGCCGGACCGGAUGGCAAGGGCAAGGGCAAGGGCAAGGAUGACGAUCCCGAGGCCAAGAAGAAGGCCAAGGAGGCUGCCGGCGCCGGCGCCGGAGCCGCGGCAGCGGGUAAAACCGCCGGAGGAGCAGCCGAGGAUGGGGCCAGCGACAUGGCGCGGAGGGCCGUCAGGGACUCGGAGCAGCAUGACACACGCCGACUAGUCCGCUUCAUCAAGCGACGAGAUCUUUUGGCAAACUUGGACUGA
Molecule: messenger RNA, 1206 nt
Organism: Colletotrichum higginsianum IMI 349063
Lineage: Eukaryota; Fungi; Ascomycota; Sordariomycetes; Glomerellales; Glomerellaceae
Exons: 2
Coding region: 1-1206 (401 amino acids)
Source: RefSeq, a predicted model, not a curated record